GCGAUUUAUUCUAGGACGCACCCAACAUGGCGUCCGCGCCGCCCCGGCUCCGAGCCUCGGUGCGUGCCCUGCGGGUGACGUCACCGCGCUUCUGGGCAUGGGCAGGUGGGAAGGAGCUGGCUAAGUUUGGCCCCUGUUAGUAGGAGCAGGAGGAGGGAGUGGAAGGUGGAGGCUGCCUCUGCUGCUGGGAAGACUCGGGGGCAGCGCCUGCCCGUCUCCCUGCCCUCCUCCCCGCCCUGCCAGGGGAGCCAGGCCUGCAGCCUUCGCUCGCUCCUGAGCUGGGGAAGCAGCUGCCGCUGCCAUGGCUGCGGUGGAGGACUCCGGCUCGCUGCCCUGGUCCAUCAACAAGGAUGAUUAUGAGCUGCAGGAGGUGAUUGGGAGUGGAGCCACAGCAGUGGUACAGGCAGCCUACUGCAGCCCCAAGAAAGAGAAGGUGGCAAUCAAGCGGAUCAACCUUGAGAAGUGUCAGACCAGCAUGGACGAGCUCUUGAAAGAAAUUCAAGCAAUGAGUCAGUGCCAUCAUCCAAACAUCGUAUCUUACUAUACGUCUUUUGUAGUGAAAGAUGAACUCUGGUUAGUGAUGAAGCUUCUGAGCGGGGGGUCUGUUCUGGAUGUUAUCAAACACAUUGUGGCAAAAGGAGAACACAAGAACGGGGUCCUGGAUGAACCUGCGAUAGCCACAAUCCUGAAGGAGGUGUUGGAAGGACUGGAAUACCUGCAUAAAAACGGGCAAAUCCACAGGGAUGUAAAAGCUGGAAACAUUCUUCUUGGAGAAGAUGGUUCAGUCCAAAUUGCAGAUUUUGGUGUUAGUGCUUUUUUAGCCACGGGAGGCGACAUUACCCGGAACAAAGUGAGAAAAACCUUUGUGGGCACACCUUGCUGGAUGGCACCUGAAGUGAUGGAGCAGGUGAGAGGUUACGACUUCAAGGCAGACAUCUGGAGUUUUGGAAUCACGGCAAUCGAGCUGGCAACGGGGGCCGCCCCUUACCACAAAUACCCACCCAUGAAGGUCUUAAUGUUGACGCUACAAAACGACCCGCCUUCACUGGAGACGGGUGUGCAAGAUAAAGAGAUGCUGAAGAAGUACGGCAAGUCGUUCCGGAAGAUGAUUUCGUUGUGUCUGCAGAAAGACCCAGAGAAAAGACCAAUAGCUGCUGAACUCCUAAGACACAAAUUUUUCCAGAAAGCAAAGAAUAAAGAAUUUUUGCAAGAGAAAAUGCUACAGAGAGCCCCGACAAUCACUGAAAGAGCCAAAAAGGUUCGGAGAGUGCCUGGCUCCAGUGGGCGUCUUCACAAGACGGAAGAUGGCGGCUGGGAAUGGAGUGAUGAUGAACUAGAUGAAGAAAGCGAGGAAGGCAAAGCAGCCAUUUCACAGCUCAGGUCUCCCAGAGUGAAAGAAUCUUUACCGAAUUCUGAGCUCUUUCCAUCAGCGGAGCCUGCAAGCCCUUUGCUGAACGUCCCAUCCCAGACUCCUGCUCAACUACCUCAGCCUGCAGGACAAGCGCCUGUGCAGCCGUCGGCAGCUGCCCCAGCUCCUCAGGCCCCUCCCGCUACUGCUCCUGCAGCCCAGGCACCUCCUGCCCCCGCAGCAACCCCAGCACAAGAGGAAAUGAAAGUCCCCAUCAGCCUUGUCCUAAGGUUAAGGAAUUCAAAGAAAGAACUCAAUGAUAUUCGGUUUGAAUUCACCCCUGGAAGAGAUACUGCUGAUGGGGUAUCCCAAGAACUCAUCUCGGCUGGGCUUGUGGACGGCAGAGACUUAGUAAUAGUUGCUGCCAACUUGCAAAAAAUUGUGGAGGAGCCUCAGACGAACCGAUCUGUCACUUUCAAACUGGCAUCCGGCGUUGAAGGCUCGGAUAUCCCCGACGACAGCAAGCUCAUUGGCUUUGCCCAGCUCAGCAUCAACUAAAACGACACUCCAAGACGAUGGACCCCUACAGUGGGAGCAGCUUCCGAAUGCUUCUGCCGGCCUACAAGCAAAACCACUACUGCCAAAGAACCAAACUCCAGGCCCCCUUUCUUAGAAGCUUUAACCUCAUUUGUUUCCCAAGUAGUCUCGCGGUGUCUCUCAGCAGCAGCCCAGCCCCCAGCCAUCCACCCCCCGCCCACACACCCCGGUUAGAGACCGUUGGCUUGUCGUCCACUUGCACGUGGCUUCUACAUUUCCUUCAUCUCAGACCCUUCGUCCCUUCAUCGCCUGCAUGUUUGUAGUUUAUUAUUGCCUUAACUAUUUAAAAACAAAAAAUAGAAAUACUACUGAGAGUACGAAACAGGGGUUCCACUACUCAACAACUAUCCUGCCAUGAUAGGUUUUGUGUGUAUGUGUGCGUGUGUGUGUGCAUUUGCUCUGGGUUGAAUCUCUUUUGUUUGACUGCAUAAUUCUGCCCAGACUCAAAGGACUUACUUUGGUGUUUGGAUCCACCCAACUAUGCAGGUGGAAAAUUGUAGCAAUGCCAGCCUAUUAGCAUGUCAGAAAUCAGGCUGAAUUGCUCUGGGAGCCUCCUGAAGUCUUAACUGUGAGGAGAGUGAAAAUCCUUGGUUUAGUGACCAUUAAGGGAUCUUAUUGAACUUAUUAGGGCAAAAGAUAAGUGGCUUGCCCUCUGAUUAGCCUUAACUUUUUUACUUCCCAUUUAAUGCAAAACAUAACUCUUGGGAAAUCAUCUGUAUCGGUCUAUUUGUACCGAUGGGUUUGUUUGUGGUGUGUGUUUUGCCAUUUGCAAGCCCCCUGGCUCGUUAGUAUAUCAUUUGGGGAAUUUCCUCGCAUGGCUCUAGAGCAGCACGCCAGACGUGUACUUGAUUGAAACUCCGCCCACUUUCAGUGGCAUGCCACACCUGCUUUGUAGUAUGUUUCCAGGGUCUGAUGAACUAGGUGCAAGGAGGAGGCGCAGAAAGCAACUAUACAGGUGGUCCUUCUAGAACUCAACUUCGGCCCUCCUGCAGAUGUUGGCCUACAACUCCCAUAAUCCCUGGCUAUUGGCCACUGUGGCUGGGGAUUAUGGGAGUUGUAGUCCAAAAACAGCUGUGGCGGGGUGCAAAGUUGAGCAGGCCUGUUCUAGAAUGGCACAACAUUUUUUCUUUCUCUUUAGUCUGUGUGCACAAUGCCCAUUUUCCCAUUUGGGAUUGGAUCUGUUAACAGUGUGUGAUGGGCCUCUCUUGCUGUAAAAGAGAUGGGGCAGUGCAGAAGUAGGGGUUAGGAAUAGUUAUUCUUGAAAACACAUUCUGAAACCAAAAAGUUCCAGAAGUUCUGGUGUUCCAGUAUUGCUCCAUUCCCACAAUGCUUUCUUACUGGGUAUAAUCCUUUGAUGGAUAACAAUGUGUGAGAAUGGGUCUUCCUUUAAUCUAUAUUAAAGAUAUAAUGCAGGUCUACAAUAUAUCUUUUAACAGGUUUGAGGCACCCUUUAAACCAUCAUCUGUCCUAACCAUGGAAUCCUGGGAAUUGCAGUUCUGUAGGGAUAUGUAAGCUCAAUAAAAUCUCAGCAUGAUAGCUGACUAUAAUUUCCAGACUUCUUCAUGAUAGGGAUGUUUCUACAACCAUUUUGCAGAAGGGAGCCCUUGAAAGUAGACUGUAGAGAUGGUGUGGUGGCCGUGGUGGUAACUUUGCAGGCUUGCUAGGCAUGGUUAUUCUGUAGGGUAGGUGUAUGAUUGGAUGUGCAACCAUUCAUAAACCCAGAAAUUCUUCCUACAUAGAUAAUAAUCAUGCAGUCUGGAGUGUGUGUGUGUGUGUGUGUGUGUGUGUGUGUGUGUGUGUGUGUGUGUGUGUGUGUGUUAGGUUCUGGUUUGUUUGUUUCCGCUGAUGCAGGUAUCUUCCAGCUUUAUUCUCCGAGAAUAUUUCAUUGGUGUUUUUCAAGACAAAUAUGCAUUGGCCCUCUUUUUCUUCUUCCAUGCAGACUGGUACAUAUGGAAUCACCCCUGUUCUAUUUUUACAGCAAUAAUAAUAAAGAAGAUUGCCAGUAGAUUCCUACCUGGCAAGGUCAAGCUCUGGACAAUGUUGUCCUUCCUGCUGCACUAACUGCUUGGUAUUUGCAAAAUUGUUUUUUUUAUACUCUCAGCCCAGGCAUCCGAGUUUGAUCAAGACGGUGUAACUGAAACCAAUAUAACUUGUGUUUAGUGUAUUUUUUAAAAAAAUGUGUAUGUGGUGGGUUUUUCAUUUUUUUGAAUUUCUACAUAUAAAUUAUACUUUUUAGUUUGAAAAAAGAAACACUUGUAAUGCAAUAUGUGAAUAAAAUGGCAUUGAUUCCCUUUUUCCUACAUUGCUGUCCCCCCCGCCCCCAACACACACACAAACACACACAGUGGGCCUUUUUGUAUAUCACAGCUUGGCUUUGAAGUGUUUGAUACAAUGAAAUCAUAUUCAGCCUGUAAUUGAUUCACAUACCAAAUCCAAUUGAACUGAGUUCUCAUUGCUGUCUGCAGCCGUAUGAUGUGCACAGGGUGACCCCGUGGAGACAAAGCACUGCUGACCUCUUAACCAUGGCUACAACGAGGGGAGCGGACUGGGGUAUUUCCUCCCCUUCCACCCUCCCCUCCCCUGUAUGUGUCCAUUCCUCCUCCCUGUGUCAGCCUUAAGGGCUGAACCAAACCUAGCCUGAGAGAUUGGGCAAGGUGACAUUCUCCAAACUUUCAGGACUUUCUAGGCUAGUUCACAUGAUCAUCGAUAGGGAAGGACAAGCAUCCUAACCAAGUUUGGGAGCUGUGCAUCCUCCCAACAACGCCGGCAGCACUGACAGUGAUAGUCUGCUCAGUGUUAGAUGGGUUGGGGGGCUUUUCCUUGUUAAACCGCUCGGUACAGCUGCUGGGUAGGAUGGAGCCCUCCUCUCCAGCUGACACUUAGCAGAUGUUCACUGCUGGUCUCUCCGAUCGCAUUGCUUACUCAGACACAAUCUCAAAACAGGAGCAUGUACAGCUCUCAAACUAUUCAUGAUGGUGUGAACUAGUCUACUGUUGGCUGCAGCAAUUUCUGUCUUUCCCUUCUUAAAAGAAAGUGUUGGGUGUUUUUUUGUUCUGCUGCUGCUUCUCGGGGGCAACAGAGAUCCUCUUGGCCAUAGCGACACACUCACUCACUCACUCCACUCACUCACUCACUCACUCUUCCUGGCUGUAGUUCCAGGACAGGGGUGGUCAACCCAGGGCUCUCCAGCUGCUGGAUUUCCUCUCCCAUCACCCCCUGCUACAAUUCAUUGCAUCUAGGAAUGGUGGGAGAUGUAGGCCCACAGUGGGGAGCCUCUGUUUGGCCUUCUCUGUCCCAGGACUUUCUGCCAGCACCAGUAAGGCGUGUCCCACCCACCACCUAGAUCUCUUGUAGGUUUUUCCCUCCCCUGAAAUAAUGGCAAAAUGCCCUCUUCCCCAGUUUCCUACUUGAAAAUGGGGCAACAGACUUGGGAGGGGGAGUGCAUUUUAUCUCAAUCCUGGGUUUAACCAUGGUUGAGUACAGGGGAGGCCAACCGGAGGCUCUCCAGAUGCUGUUGGACUACAAUUCCCAUGCCCUGCCACAGGUUCCUGCAGUGGGGGGUGAUGGGAGUUGUGGUGCAACAGCUGGAGACCCUCAGGCUGCCACCCCCCCCCUCCGUUUAGUACUACAAAGGCACCAAUCUUAACCAGAGUGAACGCUCAGGCCAAGCUCUGCAGAUGGUUUGCAGACCCUGGUUAACGUGUGUCUGCAGGUGAUGGCUUUAACCUUGGAUUUUCUGUUUCAAAGGAGAGGGUUGCGCUGGGGAGGGGAAGCAAGAAGGCAGGAGGAGGCAAGCCUCCAUCCUGCACCUGAGCUCUUCAGCACGAUUUUAAGAGCUGGCCAGCAGCAUCUGCGUGCCCCAGUCCAGUGUGGGCAUGGGAGAAACCGGGAGACUUGCAUUUGGUUGGGAUCUUUAUCUUUGAAGUUGUCUUACCAUAGUUCUACUUCUUCUGCAAGCAGUUAUGGAAGCUUCCUAAUUUGGGGGUGGGGCGGGCAUGGUUUUUAUUACUUUAAGCCUGUAGUUUGAAUAUUGGCUAGAACCCCUAAUAGGUCACAAGCCAAACGGCUAGAAUGUUGGAGGCAAAAUGAAGGCACAAUGGGUCAGGGGAAGGCCUUGAGUAGGAGAGGGAUAGGACUGAGAUGGGAAGGGGGCACAGAGUGAAAUAAGUAUCCCAUUUGGACUCUGUGCACAUUAGACGCUUUAGCACUCCCUGCUUCACCCCCUCCUCAAAGCACCAAACGUUUCCUUUGUUGUGCCUGUUGGCUGCAGCCUAUGCUCAUGAAAGCAGCCAGGUAGUUCUGAAUUCGUUUCCAAAAAUCUGAUGGGAGGUGCAGCAGUGAUCGGUCCUUCGGCAACUAUUCUGGGUGGGGUCUCUGACCGGGGUGUGGGGCCCCCAUGCUGACGACAGGAGUGGCCCUCGGAGGCUCCACAGGGAACACAAUUUCAACAACUCUUGCCUGCUUUUGUUCAGCCAGGAAGACCUUUUGGAGCCUGUGAUGUCAUGUCACUAGGCGGAGCUUGUUUUGAGUCCCACCCCCAUGAUGUUUGAUGAUGUGGAAAGAUGGGUGGAGCCUGUCUCUUAAAUCAUCCCAGCCCUGGAAAUAUGAGCAACUGGGCUUAAGCCGCCACCGUAGCUUGAGAUACCAGGCACCUCCCUCCUUCCAUGCAAUUUGCCUACCUUGUCUCCAGCAGUGGAGACCAAAUUAUUCUGGGUACAGUAUUAACUUUUGCCUGCAUGCCAUGCAUACAUUGUACUCCUCACUGGACUAGGACACCCCAAGCAUCCAGUGAAAUGAUUCAGUAUCUAUUUAUUUUUUCCUGUCUGCCUGACCCAGGCCUGGUGGGCAAGAGCUUCCACAUGAUGUUUAAGUUUGUUUGGGUUUGUUUUUUUUAAUGAUAAACUGAUCCUCAAACGACCCUUGCCAUUAGAUUUCUAGGCACAUAUCUCUUGGUAGUCCAUAAUGUGUUUUUUCUCCUUUUGUCUUGGGAAUACUAAAAGUGCUAGAUUUUUUAUUUUGUUCUUGAGGUUCAAAAGUGCCAAUGACCUUUUUGGUAAGAAAUUAUUUCUAACCUUUUUACCCUUAUGGAUCAGAGGACUUUUAUUUUGGGUAAAUUCUGAACUUGAACCUAGAAAUCAGUUGGUAUUUUUUUUAACUUAGUUAAUACUCUAAAGAUUAUGGUGUAUUAAUAUAAUGGGAACCUCUGCACAAUUUUGAUGUACUGUAGAUUUUAAUGAAAGAUGUAAAAUAUUCAGCCUUUUUUUCUUUGUAUCUUACUGCAUGUAUUUCUCUAAUUUUUAAUCAAUAAAAAACAAAUUGACCAUU
Molecule: messenger RNA, 7270 nt
Organism: Hemicordylus capensis (graceful crag lizard)
Lineage: Eukaryota; Metazoa; Chordata; Lepidosauria; Squamata; Cordylidae
Gene: OXSR1
Product: oxidative stress responsive kinase 1
Exons: 18
Coding region: 302-1906 (534 amino acids)
Biological process (GO): protein phosphorylation
Molecular function (GO): protein serine/threonine kinase activity; ATP binding
Source: RefSeq, a predicted model, not a curated record